UGAUCCUAUCGCCGAUAUGCUGACCCGCAUUCGUAACGGUCAGAUGGCAAAUAAGGCACAGGUUGCUUUCCCUGCUUCCAAGCAGAAGAACGCUAUCCUAGAAGUAUUACAGAGCGAAGGUUAUGUCGCCAGUUUUGAAACAGGUACUGUCGAAGGCAAGCCUGUUACGACAGUCAAGCUGAAAUAUUUUCAGGGUAAACCAGUCAUCAGCAAAGUGAAGCGCGUUAGCCGUCCCGGUCUGCGUAUCUUCCGUGGUACAGAUGAACUGCCAACAGUUAUGGGUGGUUACGGUAUAGCUAUCGUUUCUACUUCCAAAGGCGUCAUGAGUGACCGCGCAGCCCGUGCUUCUGGCCAGGGUGGCGAAGCGGGCUUUGAAAUGUCUAGAAUUGCAAAGAAAGCGCUGACUCUGCCGAAAGGCGUGGAAGUCAGCAUUAGUGGUCAAAGCCUCAAAGUCAAAGGAAGCAAAGGCUCUUUUGAUUUUGUAGUACAUGACGCUGUAGAAGUUUCACAAGAAGACAAUGUACUGAAGUUCAAAGCCAAGCGUGACGGCGACUCUGCUGGUUGGGCGUUGGCUGGUACUACUCGUGCAUUGGCAAACAACAUGGUUAUUGGUGUUAGCCAAGGAUUUGAGAAAAAAUUGCAACUGGUU
Messenger RNA from Darwinula stevensoni, 649 nucleotides. The record is from the annotation of a GenBank genome assembly. Lineage: Eukaryota; Metazoa; Arthropoda; Ostracoda; Podocopida; Darwinulidae.